AAGAGCACUAGCGCAGUACUACAUUGCAGUUUCUUUUCUCUCUCUUCCACUCUCUUUCUUUCUCUCUCUCUCUCUGGAUCAAUUUUAUGGCUAGGGUUAAACAUUCAGCGGCUAGGAAAUCUACGCGGAAGCAGCGUCCUACUGGAGCUUCCCAAACUGCUUCGCCUGGACCGAGCACCAGCACGACACCGAGAAGAAGUCCGAUAGUCAGAAAAGCAGAGACAAAAGGAAAAAGGCGUCUGCGUCCUGGUGUUGGGGCUCUUAGGGAGAUUCGUCAGUUACAGAAAUCGACUAAACUUCUCAUUCCAGUUGCUCCUUUUGUUAGAACUGUUAAAGAGAUCAGCAACUUUUUUGCUCCAGAUAUUACUAGAUGGACCGCUGAAGCCUUGUUGGCGAUUCAAGAGGCAUCUGAAGACUAUUUGAUUCGUUUGUUCGAAGAAGCAAUGCUAUGCGCAAUCCACGGGAAGCGAGUCACUCUAAUGAAAAAGGACUGGGAGCUGGCAAGAAGACUUGGUGGAAAAGGGCAACCGUGGUGAACAUAACCUAACCUUUAUGUAUGAAGCUUAAUUAUGAUCCAUAUUAAUCUUACAAUAUGUUGUCUGAUAUCAUGACUUAUCUAGUAUUGAUGUAGGUUUGUCAAAGUCCUGUUUUAGUUGUUACCCUAGAGAACCUAAUAGAAAUAUAUAUAUUUAUAAUUUAGUUGUAUGUUUUUAGAUUUAUCUACAAAUUCAGCUCAAUUUAUUGAGAUUAGAAAGAUUGGUUUUGUGUAUGUUGCUUGUUUGGUUUAAAGAAAUAGUUGACUUAUUAUAUCAUUAAGUAAUGUUAAAAU
This is a messenger RNA of Impatiens glandulifera, 829 nucleotides long. Its product is annotated as histone H3-like centromeric protein HTR12. Gene Ontology annotation, cellular component: nucleosome. Bases 87 to 536 code for a protein of 149 amino acids. NCBI's taxonomy places the organism in Eukaryota, Viridiplantae, Streptophyta, Magnoliopsida, Ericales, Balsaminaceae. The transcript is spliced from 7 exons. Gene Ontology annotation, molecular function: structural constituent of chromatin; DNA binding; protein heterodimerization activity. The record is from RefSeq and is a predicted model, not a curated record.